CAUAGAGGCAUCACCACUGACUUCCUCUCCGUACCACACAGACGUUUCUCUUUACAGGCUCGGCCGUUUGUAUGGCAGUAAUGGAUGCUAGUGAGCUACCGAAUAUUGCAGUUUUGCAAAUUUUCUGAAAAAGCAAUCUUCUUCUUAAAUAUAUCACAGACUAUCACUUUUUAAACCAGAUAUUCUAAAAUACAUUUUUAUCUGACAUUCAUAUCUGGCCAUCAUGGGUGGACUGGGGAAUGGUCGUCGUGGAGGAAGAGCCCCUCCGUUAAUGGUUGCCUCCCUAAUUACCUGUAUCUUAGUUUUGGGCUUUAACUACUGGGUGUCCAGCUCCCGCAACCUGGAGCUACAGACCAAGCUGUAUGACCUGGAAACCCAGGUGCGACGAGGAGCGGCUGAGCGAGGCGUAGCAGAGAUGAAGAAGAAUGAGUUUCAGGAACAGAUUCAGAAACAGGUGCAAGAGAUCAAUCACAUGGAAAGCCUUCGCAGAAAACAACUAGAAGAUGCCCAUAACACGUACAGCCAAGAGAAGGCUAAAUUGCAGCAAAAUAUUUCCUCUGGCACCAAAACCAUAGAGGAACUCAAAGGUCAGCUGAAUCAGAUGAACAAUGAGUUGGGGAAGCUUCAGAAAGAGCUGCAGCGUUGCCAGGCCAACCCAAGCAUCCUCAACAAUAAGCUCACUGCUGACAUAGCUCACUGUCAGUCUCAAGUUCUCUCCCAAAAGAAGCUGUGUGACGAGAAAGUGGCUGCUAUUAAACUUGAAGUUCAGAAGAAUGUUCAGAAAGUCGUUCCGCCUGCUGGUGCUCCCACACAGGUAAACACAGAGGCUGGAGAACAGAAAGAAGAGCCAAUAGUAAAGGCUGCUCCCACAGAGGCUGAAGCAGCAACUGCUCCGAGCCAGAAACUAAACAUCUCUCAGGGCAAAGGAAGUAAGACUUCUGAGCAGCUCAAUAACUUCAUCAACACUGACAAAGAGUUGUCAGAACAACCUCUGAUAGAUGACAUUUCUAAAGCCGACUCCCAGACCGUUCCAUUGGCCGCUUCAGAGAAUCAGAACAAACUCCAGCAGAAAGAGGGAGAAGGAAAAACUUCUGAGGCAACGACCAGAAAAGAUUUGACAAACCAUCUGAUGGACGAUAAAGACAUAGAGGUGAUGGACGUUCAUGAGGAAGGUGCCCAAACUGAAGAUCUGGAAGUGCAGGACAUCCUACAUGGUCAAGAAAAGGCAGAGGACACAGCUAACGGUCAAAGGCCUGAGGAACCAGAGGAAUAUGACGCAGACGAGCAAGUUGUUGAUGGAGUUGAUUUGGAGAAACAGAGAAAUAAAAACACAGAGGAGGAAAUGGCUGACUACAAUGGCGACGAUGAGAAUGAAGGAGAGUAUGAAGCUGAUAAACAAGCUGCACUUUCUCAAAACUGAGAGACACAAUAGAGAAAGAAUCCUCCAAGCCUCCACUUUCAGAGAACAGGAAAUGUUGUGCACCACAGCUCUGCAGCAACCCAGCAAACCCAGCAAAACCACAAACCAGUUUCAGCGUUUUCUUGAUCUCGUUUAGAUGAUCAGAUGAUCAAUCGUCAUUCCUGAUUGGAGGACAUGUCAUCUGUUUCCUUUAUUUUUCUUUUUUUUGUUUUAGUGAAUGUCAGACAUGACGGAAGACAUCUCAUAGCUUGACACCAUUUGGACCACGUCGAUGUGGAUUAAAAUGACAAGUAUUUCAUGAUGUGUUGACAGGUCUUGAGGUCAUUUGAUAGAACUGUGAAUUCAGAUAUCAACUUACUGCUGUUGGGCUUCAGGGUGUGAAAUACUGAGAUCAGCGUCAAGAUCUGAGUGCUUGCUGUGACACACAUCAGCCACCAGAGAGGGCUGUUACCUUUCUCAUUGUUGCAUUUUUAGCAAGCGUUCAUCCUUCUCCUGUAUAGUUCCUUAGAAAUUUUUUAGAUUUGAGUUAAUUUUAAGUAGGUAUUCACCCAUCUAUUAAACAUUAUUUAAGCUAGACACCCUGUAACAGAAGAAAAUUGCCUUUCCUGUAGCUUCCUGCUAUAUUUCUCUCAUAAAAAUGCGGUAUUUUAGUUUAGUUUAAUUAUUGAUCAUUCCUAAAAAAAGCACAAAAAAAAACACACACACACAAACAUAAUUAGAGUUUAUAGAUGAGUCAAACAUUUAGUUUGAAGCAUUAUUUUAUUGCAGUACAUUUAUAUUCAGCAAUUAAUUCUACACCAUUGUUGAAAUAUUCAGGCACUUCAUUGGGAGCAGGCUUUUCCUUCUGAGCUGUAUUUUCCACUGAGUAUCAUGUGGGUUACUGUUUGCAUCUUUGAGUAUGUGAACUAGGACAAGGAAAUGCUGCAGGUGCUCUUCUGCAGAUCCUAAAUGUUGCUGCUUCAGGCCGUAUCUGCUUUUGUUAACUAGUUGCGUGUCAACAUCUUACUCUGCUGACUCUGUGGAGGUCGAACGUGGAAAGAUGGUGAAAUUACUCAGUGCGCUCACAGCCUGCUGCAUCCUCUGUGUCUUUAUCCGGCAGGGACUUAAAAAAAAUUGCUGUAUUUUAAUUGUACAUAUUUACAAUUAAAUGUAAUGUGUACAUUUACAUUUGAUUGUAAAUGUACACAUUUACAAUUUUGCAUUGUGGCUCCUCGAAGCCAGUAGAAGUGAAUUGCAUCUCUGAGAUGUGCUCGUUCGUUACAUAGUGAAGCUACACUGAGCUGGAAACUGGGUAAGUGCAAAUAUAAGACAGUUGUAGAUGUCAAAAGUAACAAAAAGUAGAUCUGAAUUUAUUGAAGGAAAAUUGGUUGCCUUGUGAUUUAUGCAGGACAAGAUAUAUUUUAUUUACUCAAUGUCUCUGUAAUAUAGAUGUAGUGAAGUAGAUUUUAAUUUCCCGAAUGUUUUAUCAUCAGUUGUCUGUUCCAAGAUUACAUAAUCUAGAAGUCGGAAAUGACCUUCCUAGAAUGUUUUUUUGCAUAUCUGAAUGAUUUCCCUCCUGUAUGUUGUGACUUUUAUAUUGUUUUAUAAGUGUAGAUGUUAUACAGCUGAGUGGCUGAAAUAACAAAUGUUGGAAUUUAUUGGAAUAGUUAAUAUUAGCAUUCUCACUAAAGAAAACAAGAUCUUGAGAUUCUGUUUUUUUUUAAAUUCUUUAUCAUUAGUGUGAAUGCUGUUGGCCUUUACACUAUUGAGUUCCACUUUUCUGGUUGCUCCGUACAUUUCGCCAUGCCUCUACUCCUGUAUACUUUUUCACCAUUCAAUUUUUAUACUAUUCAGCUUGCUCUCCUACUGCUGACUAUAUCUCUUGGUAUUCAUAACCUUCAUACUUUUUAUAAUAUUCAGCUUUUUAUGAAUUUUUCACCCCAUGAGGGAAACCGCCCCAUCCUGUGGCAGAAUUGAGAAUGACAAUAUAAAAUCUCCGUUGUGAUUCACAGUGGAUGUUUUAGGUCCUGCCUAUUAAUGGCAAUCAAUCAUCCAGUUUCAGGGCUGUCAUGGAGGACACAAGGCAGUGGCCAUUUUGAAGUUGGGCAGUUAAGCAGCUUUUGUGCUGUUUAACACUUAAAAAUAAUUUGAGCUUUUGACAUUGGCUUUUUUGUGCUGCAUGUGUUUUGUAGUCACCAUGCUAAAUGAUGCCUCCAAACCAAUGUUGAUAUCUCAGGAACCAUAAAAGGUAUGGAUUUCAUUCACCCACCGUUUUUAUAGGGGGAAUAGGGGAAUGUUUCUGUCUUUUUCAACUCCUCCCGACUCAGAGGCCAGUCCCAACUUGGAGGCAGGUCCUGACUCGGAGUAGUUUUCUUUCUAUCUCGUCAAAAAAGACAAAAUCUAUGUCUUUACUUCUUCCCAGAGUUUAGGGGCAAGCUUAUUCUGGACAGGAUCGGAGUGCUUCAUUUUGUAUCUAGAUCUAUAACUAGACUUAUAAAUCAAUCUCACCACUUCUUUCAUCUUUAGUUCCACGUUUGAAACCCAUCUUGUUUGCGUCCCUCAAAAAUUGUUUGGGGUCCAUGCCUGCCUCAGUGUAAUCCUCACUCAGGCAAAUUUGAUCUGAAUGCAAAUCCUCAUUAGUAAAAAAAAAAAGUCUUUCUAAUCUUUCUUUUUGUAGAUGCAAACAUUUUCCUUUGAGGAACAGGAUUCUCCAGGUGAUGUUUGAAUUCUUCCACAAUAACUGGAUGUAAAUCUGGGUAAUCAAGUAGUGCAAUUAAAUGCAGUCCAGUUGCAAAGUGGAAUGCAUCUCUAGCGAUACUUCGGAAAAUCCUUUCACUUAGCACUUCUGACACCUCUGAGAGAACAUCCACAUUUAAUUCUCCAGUUUUUCUCAAAAGUAAGAUCAAAACUUUGCUGUGUUCCUCCUGAAAGGUUUCUCUCACAAGAUGCAGAGUUGGUCCAUCUGCAGCUUUUUCAAUCACUUUCCGAAGAAGUUCGCUGAGAAAGUUUCUCUUUCGGUAAUCUGGGCUUCUUAGACCAGGAUGGACUUUGUUGGAGAAUGUUUUUUUUUUUUUUUUUUUCACUUUUUUCCAAAAAGAGACUUUAGGUCUCACAUCCACUUCUCUCUGUGAGCUUUCGUCAUUCAGAGUUGAGAAUUAUAAUAUAAACUGUAAUUUGGGUUUUACAGUUAGUUAUAGCUUUUACAUGGGUUUUUUGACUCAACAUGCUAGCAGUAGCCAUUACUUUUGUAGUAAUCUUUACCUUUUUAUCAAAUUUUAGCUUUUCCAUAGGUUUUUCAUAUCGCAUGGAAUAUGUUACUGUGAUUCAACAUGCUGGUGGUAGCCUAGAUGCUAUCAUUAGUAUUUUAGCAUCUAGGAUUCAAACACUUUUGCCAUUUUCACCAAAAGCAUUCACAUUUGCAUUUUCGCAGGAAAUGCACCCUUUCUAGUUAUUAUUCUGGUUUCUUCCAUACACUUUUCGCCACGCUUCUUCUUCUGCAUUCUUUGUGCUGUUUUUACCAUUCAACUUAUUUAGCUUAUUCUGGUAAUGCCGGCUAUAUAUCCUGGUAUUCGUAACCUUUAUGAAUUUAUGACUUCGCAAGUUUAGUUAACACUUGCUUGUUUUCCAAACUGCAUAACUUCCACAUACUUUCAACUAGAAACACCAUCCCACUUUUAAAAUGUAGUGAUACCCUUCCUCUACUUCAGUUUAUUUUAGCUUUGUUAUCUCUUUUAUCAUUUUCAUAAAAUCCCUCUUCAACUUCAGGGUCGCAUUCUGCUCAGAAUUCAGCUUUAUAAUGGUUUUCAAUGGUGGAAUCCUCGGACUGCUGGAGUUUGCUACUCUAGCUUUUUGGAUUUUUUAAUCCUCUGCAAACAGUAUCUGCUCACGCGCUCAAUUUUCACUCUUUCUACACAUAUUACACAUCAAGAUGUAGGUUAUCAUGUCUGGAUGUGGGGCUUGCAUAUGUAACAUAUGCUUUUACAUAUUUUACUAUUUGCAGUUCUCUGGCAAAUCAGCUCAGAGAGAGGAAAAAAUCCGGCGAGAGGAAGCCUUCUUCAUAUUUCCUAAACUAUGCAGCGUAGAAACAAAUUUUUUGUACCAAUUUGAGAUCAAAGCUUCCUGACACUCAAUGCGCUCACAUUUUUCAUACCUAUUACAGUUUUGCCAUGAAACGUGUUUGUUCCAGACUUGCAAAUUUGAUAUUCUCAUUAUCGCCUGUUCUUGAUUAUUGCCAAAAUGAUGCAUAUUUUUACAUCGCCACAGCUCAAAAACAGAAAAACGUACAUGCAUGAAACUUGGCAUGCUUGUUCACUGAUCCUUCCAGAUACUAAUGGUGUCGAUAUGUCGAUAGCGCUUAUAGUAUCCGAGAUAGAGGGGAUAGUUUGGGAUCAAGUUAAGGCGAUUUUCUACCUUUUUCAAAUUUACCAUCAUGUUUGAUGCAACUUUGUGUCUUUAAUAUAAUAUUUUUUUAAAAAGUGAAGAUGACAGGAAUGUUCCCCUCUUCCUUCUGAUCAAAACGGUGGUUGAAUUUUAUAGUUCCUGAGAUAUGAACAUUUGUUUGCAGGCAUUAUUUUACAUUAUUUUGCCUGGCAAAUGCCUCUGACUGUCUGCUCCUCAUGUUCGUCAGUUCCUCCUCGCCCACGUGACUCCUGCACGUUGGACUGGAAGUGCCACUCUUCCAUGUCUGCCUCUCUUCCUGUGUAGGUCAACCUGCUACUGCAGGGCUGUCAAACUCCAGUCCUCGAGGGCUGCUGUCCUGCAGUUUUUAGAUGUGCCACAGGUACAAAACACUGGAAUUAAAUGGCUUAAUUACCUCCUCUUUGUGUAGAUCAGUUCUCCAGAGUCUUGCUAAUGACCUAAUUAUUCUGUUCAUGUGUGGUGCAGCAGAGGCUCAUCUAAACGUUGCAGGACAGCGGCCCUUGAGGACUGGAGUUUGACACCCCUGUUAGUGGUAGCCUAGAUGUUAUCAUUAGUAUUCUAGCUAGUUUUAGCUUUUCAGCUAAUUUUGACUUUUACAUGGGUUUUUCACACUGCAUGAACUAUUUCUUACCUUUCUGCAAGUCUUCAGCAGUUGGCUUUAAACGCUUUUGCCAUUUUCACCAAACGCAUUCAGCAUUUUCAUGGGAAAUACAGGACAAAACUCCAAAAAUGUUCUAAAUGUGAAUAAAACUAACUUUUUCUGAAAUCUAAA
Molecule: messenger RNA, 6590 nt
Organism: Gambusia affinis (western mosquitofish)
Lineage: Eukaryota; Metazoa; Chordata; Actinopteri; Cyprinodontiformes; Poeciliidae
Gene: golm1
Product: golgi membrane protein 1
Exons: 11
Coding region: 224-1420 (398 amino acids)
Cellular component (GO): Golgi apparatus
Source: RefSeq, a predicted model, not a curated record